Molecule: messenger RNA, 5538 nt
Organism: Stylonychia lemnae
Lineage: Eukaryota; Ciliophora; Spirotrichea; Sporadotrichida; Oxytrichidae
Source: the annotation of a GenBank genome assembly
AUGGGAAAAUCGAUUCAGUUUACAAAGAGGACUGUCAAAUCACAAAUCUUGGCACUUUUCUUAUCUUCGAUUGCUCUAAGUAGCAUUCAUACUGCUCCAACUGAUAAUAUUGAUGUCAAACUAGGAAUUUCUACUUCGUACUUUAGAUAGAAUGCAAAGGAAGUGAAGUAUUAUCAAGUUAGAAUGGAUCCAUCUAAGUUUAGCGGUAAGGAAGAUCUGAUCGUCAAAGUUAUCGAGUCAGAAACUCAAGGCGACCCUGAUAUUUAUCUGUCAAAGACAAACAACAAGCCUAAUAGUAGAGCUAACAGUGACAUUGCAUGCGAAUCAUCAGGUAGAGACGUGUGCACAGUAAAUCACAAAUAGUUGAUUAAAGGACAAAACAUCUAUAUUGGAGUUAAAUGUCUCGAAGAUUGCAAGUACUUAUUAAAAGCAAAUAUAUUCGAACCGGUAAUCUUAGAGGAUGGAUAAGAUGAGCAAAUUGAUUUUGCGACUGAUGAGUCUAAGCUUUUCAAGUACUAUGUGCCAGCAGCUUCAGCCGCUAAAGAUGCAGAUAAUAGAGUAAAUUCGGUGACUUUAGCUGUCUAGCCGCUACUUUAAUAGUCAGAUAACAUUAUUCUGACUGCUACAGCUCUAAAGGAUGGAACUGCUACAUCAAAAUCAUUCAGAGGAGUUCCAGGCUGGAAGAAGGGAUAAGUUUUGAGAUUAUCAGAGCAUUUUUCAGAAGAUUGGUGCAAUGAUUGCUGGGUCAAUAUCUUAGUAGAUGUUCAGGAUCCUGGUAAAUACUAGGUGAUAGCAAAGUCAAAUGUAGGCCUUUAGAAGUUGGAAACAAAUAAAAUCUAUGAGGAUGUUUCUUUCUUUGGAGACAAAAACUGCUAUAAGUAUUACGUACAAUCAUCAGAGAAUGAUAUGGUUUUGAAAAUUAAUCAAUACUCCGGCUUAAUAAGCUUUACUAUAAACCCAAAAAAACCAGCCGAAUCUUUUGACAAGGCAGCUUUUCAGUAUAUUGGGACUCAAAGUUCAUUGCUUAGAAUUACUCCAAGAGAUAGAAAGAAGGAAUCUUAAUUGACAGGCCUGUAUUACAUUUGUGCGGUACCUCAUAUGACUUCUACAUAUUCAAUCCAAAUCUCAGAGCCAAAAUUGUUUGAAGACUUCUCAUAUCUUGAGGAUGGUUAUGAUGAGAUGGGCGAAUUAUAAGGUAAAAGCAUCAAGAGCUUUGUUUACAAAGUACCAUCUCUUGAAUAUGAAUUUGAGGAUAUUGAUAUUGAUGUUAAAUUAGAAGUGAAAUCUGGAAAAUCUCCUUCACUUUAUGGAAAAUUCUGUGAAGAGAAAAAUGAUCCCAAAAAAUGUGGUAAAAUUCCAAGUGAUGAAGAAUUUGUGCAAUCAUAUAUAGACUAUUAAAGUGGCAUUAGAGUAGGCUAGAUAUUGUCAAUAACUUUUAAUCAUGAUGAAACGAAAUGCAAAAUCGACUAUAGUAAUAACUGUUACUAUUCAAUUCUUGUUUAUGUUGACCAAGAUCCAGAGGAGUUGAGUACUUUUAUUAUUUCUGCUUCUCAUUCCUAGAGGAACCAUAGAGUUCUAAAGGAGGGCACCAUUCUUUAAGAUUUUGUAACGAUCAACUCAUACAAAUACUACUCCUUCACCUUAUUCUAGGACAAAGAUGCUAGAAAUGUUACUUUUAAGCUAAAUACUAUUCAUGGUGAUGCUGAUAUUUAUGUCUCAAGAAUCAAUCCAUAACCAGACAAGCUUUUAUAUGAAAAAAGCUCAGUUAAAUCUAACAUCGAUGUAGAGUCCGUCACAUUUGGAGAUGGAGAUGGUGAAAUUUCUACUACAUAUUAUGUUGCUGUCUUCUCAUUCUAAUACUCAACCUUCAAUCUACUAGUAAAAGUAGACAGAGAAGGAGCUACCAAUCAAGUUGAACGCAUUCCUUAAUUGAAAGAAGGAGAACCAUUCAGUGCUAGUAUCAAAGGAAAGGGCUUAGAUGAUCAUUACAAAAUUUAUGUAAGACAAACUGAAGGCUAUGAAUAAUCAAUUAAGAUAUAAAUCAGCCCAAUAAGAGGAAAAUUUGAUUUGUAUGUAAGAUAUGGAGAUAAAGCAGGAACUAAAUAGUGGACUUGGAGCACCAGUGAUAAUAAUCUAGAAAUUAAGACAAAUGAUGUUAACUUCAAAAGAGAGGGAUACUACUAUAUCCUAGUACAUGCUAAGACUUCAUUGUGGAGCAAAUUUGUAGAAGAUAGCUAUGCCUACACAAUUCUCUAUACAACUUAAUAGGGUUAUCAGUAUUUAAAUGCAUAAUAAGCUAUUCAAAAUUCAUAACAGGCUAAGACGAAUUAAUACUUCAGACACUUUGUUACUUAUAAAGAUCAAGAUCUCUCAGUUUCAAUGACAGUUUUUAGCGGAAAUCCUUUGAUGUACAUCUCUAUUGAUCCCUCAAAUAAGCUGCCAAGUCAAUAGAAAAAUGACUUUACUUCGAAAAAUCAAGCAGUUAUCCAAGGUAACAAGGGUAAAUCCAUAUACAUUCCUUCCUCACAAAUAUAAAAGAACAAUCCUCAAUGCAGAGGUGGUACCUAAUCUCCAAGCUCAGAGCCAUGUGCAAUGUUUAUUACAGUUUAUUGCGAGACUGACUGUAAAUACUCUCUAAAAUUAGCCUAUGAAUAAGGAGCACCUAGAAAAGUUGUUGUAGGAGUUCCUUAACACGACAUCGUUAAGAAAGACGGAUUUAACUACUAUUAUCUCGUUGUUACUCAAUAUAAAGUUGAGCAGGUUUAUGCAGUUUUGAAUAGUCUGAUAGGAAAGGCUAUGAUUUAUGUUAAUUUCUAAGACAACCCACAAAACAAAGCUCCAGAUGAAUGGAAUCUUCCAACUACUUCAAGAUAUGCUAUGAGGUCAGAUUUUUAAAUGAGAUAAGACAUGAUUAGUAUCAGUAAUGAUAAUUUGAAAGAUUGCUUUAGCAGACAUACAGAUACUAAUGUAGCAGCUCAAUGCGCUAUUGUAUUUGGUGUUCAUCAAAAACCAGAGGAUAGUCAAAAGCUCGAAGCUGACGACAGCAUUAGAUACAACUUUGUAGUAUACACUGAUAUUCUUUUCCUUUAAAAUGGAGCACCAGUUUCUGGAAAAGUUGAUGAGCGUGAAUUCCAGUACUAUCUAUUUGAAGCCUCAUGCUUGGACUGUCCAAUUGUUAUAAGUCUUUCAACCUUUGGAAAUGGUGAUCCUGAUCUAUAUAUUAGCUAAGGUGAAAAUUAACUACCAACACUUACUAAUUUUGAUCUAUAUAGCUCUACUUUCAAAUCUGAAUUAGUCAGAAUUAGUCUAGAUAGUUCUGAGAUUCAAGCAAAGGGCAUUAAAAAUCUUAAAGGAUCUUGGAUUGUUGGAGUUUAUGGAGUCAAAAAGUCAGAAUAUUCAAUAAGUGUAACACAAGAAAAGAAUCCAAUCAGUACCCUAGUAUCUGGAUAUUCAUUGAAAGUAACCCAAGAACCAUUUGAAUCAACAUACUUCAUGUACUAUCAUGAUAGAGACUAAGUUGAUAUGCUUAUUCAGAUAAAUCCUAAAGUUGGAAAAGUUGAUGUAUAUGUUUAAACCUUUAAAGAUGAUGAGUAAAGUCAAAAUUUUGCAGAUAGACUUCCAAAAUCAAAGAGAAAUGCCCGCUGGAUUAAAGAUAGUAUUUCAUCAACAAGUACAAUGGAUGAGAAGCAACUCAUUAUUUUAAAUGAUGAAAAAGACUACUGCUCAAAUUGCUACUAUCUAAUCGCAGUUGUCUCUCAUGAUGUAAGAUCAGAAUAUACUAUUCUUGCUCAUUAUUUCGAGGCAACUUUCGAGAAUGUUCUUCUUUUGAAAUUGGGAGAGACCUAGCACUACUCAAUUAAGGCCAAUGAGAAAGUAUAUUUCAGGUUUAUUAUUGAAGAGAGAGAGUCUUUUUAGGUUUAAUUAACUUAACUUUCUGGAAUGGUGUAUACUAAAAUCUAUGAUGCAAGACUUAUUCAGACUCCAAUCGAAUUCUCAUAAUCAAAAUCUAUAACCAUUGAUAAGAGUGAUUAAUUCAUUAAAGCAGGUGAGAUGUACUACAUUUUAGUAUAAGAAACAUAGGGUAAUGAUGCUAGAAUUAGUAUUUUACUAAAUCAAGAAAGACAUAUAUAGCAAUUAAGCGAUGGAAUUCCUUUGAAAGUUGACUUUAUGAAGAAUGAUUUGACCAGACAUUUUAUUUUUAGCUUGCCUAAGGGAGAGUAAUAAGUUGAUAUUACUGUUAAGUCUAACUACAAAGAUUUUACUCCAAUUCUUAUGUAUCGUUACUCAGAAGAUGUAAACAACAGAUAGAGUUUAUAGUUCCCACCCUCUGGUAAAUUAGAUUUCAACUAUUCUAUUUCUUGGGAUAGAGGUAUUGAAUAACUUAGUUAGGAAGCCGGCUACAAUGUGAAGAACGAGACAGGAGGUCUUUUGAUUACUCUUUAAUCUUACGAAUACAUGUACGAAAAAUUGAACGGAUCACUUCCAACUCUAUACAUUACAGUCACAACUACCUCAAUGGUCGUGAUGGUCCCAAGAACUCAAUACUUUGGUCAACUAAAAACUCCAACUUCUUUUAAGAUGUAUCAAAUUGAUUAAGAUCUUCAUAUUAGAAAUGGAUUCCUGCUAAUAGACUUCGCAAACUGUCAAGGUAAAGGCAAAGUAUCUAUAGUUGAUAAGCCAGAUGGACAUUAAAGCUUAAUAUCUAAAGUUGAUUUAAGUCCAAAAGAAGAAUUGGGAAGAACUUUCUUGUAUGUCCCUCUUCCAAGAGACAAUCUCUUCAUUAUGGUGAAAGUUGAUGGAGUUCAAGAAUGGGAUGGAAAAUCACAAUUCGACCAAGUUGACUUUAUGAUUAAGGUCAGACUAAGUCUUAACAAUCAAUCUAGAACAACUGAGUUUCAUUACUAGGUAAAUAACAGAAUCUCACUUAAUGGCUAUAUGUUAAUGUCUGGCUUAGCAAAUCUUACAUGGAAUCCAAUUAUGUGGUCUGACUAAUUCGGAACUGUAUCAAAGGUAAAGGCCACUUAUUCAAUGACUGUGACUUAAGAUUCCUCUAGGGAUCUAAAUAGCGUCUGUGGAAUAAGAAGAAAAGAAUAUUCCGAAGACACUCGCUACUAUGAUUCUGACACCACAUUUUUCAAUGUACCUUAAAUCAUGCCUGGAAAGACUUACUUUGUUAAUGUCUAUGCAAAAGCGCAAGUACCUUUUACUGGUGAAGAAGAGAUUCUACCAUAUGAUGCUUAUGAACUUCAUAUAAGAGAGAGCAUUGAAUUCAGCGCUAAAAAUAUGUUUAUAUUACUGAUAUUAAUUGCCAUUUGCGGUGGAGCUAUAUAUAUUUGCAGAAAAUUGUCAAAGAAAGAGAAACCAUUCUACAAACCUAAGGAAGUUAGUCAUCAUGUUGAAUAUGAGCUGACUAAUGUCAAUGGAAAUAGAACAGGUGAAUAUGUGAGACCAGUAGUAAAUGAUCUGAAUGACAAUGAUCCACUGAAUUCCUCAACAAGUACGCUGGACAAUGAAUCAAAGGGUGGAUUAGGUUUAUGA